This is a messenger RNA of Jaculus jaculus (lesser Egyptian jerboa), 1200 nucleotides long. RefSeq names its product zinc finger protein 830 (gene Znf830). Gene Ontology annotation, molecular function: nucleic acid binding; zinc ion binding. The coding region runs from base 1 to 1200 and encodes 399 amino acids. Lineage: Eukaryota; Metazoa; Chordata; Mammalia; Rodentia; Dipodidae. The record is from RefSeq and is a predicted model, not a curated record. Gene Ontology annotation, biological process: nuclear DNA replication; mitotic DNA replication checkpoint signaling; mitotic DNA damage checkpoint signaling. Gene Ontology annotation, cellular component: spliceosomal complex; nucleus. The transcript has a single exon.
AUGGCUAAACCGUUGGGAGUUGAAGGAGAAGCCCCCGGCGACACGCCCACACGCCUGAGGCUCCGACCAAUCAGAGAGCUGCCCGGGAUGACAUCAUCGGGCCUCGCCGGACCGGAAGCCAGACUCGGCUCCGUGAGUUUGGGCGGUGCAAAGAUGGCGGCUCCCGCGUCCACCCGGACCCCGGAGGGCAAGCGAGUGGUGAAUCAGGAGGAGCUGAGGCGGUUGAUGAAGGAGAAGCAGCGCCAGAGCACCAACCGAAAGAGGAUCGAGUCGCCGUUUGCGAAGUACAACCGUCUGGGACAGCUGAGUUGUGCGCUGUGCAGCAGCCCGGUGAAGAGCGAGCUCCUGUGGCAGACUCAUGUGCUGGGGAAGCAGCACCGCGAGAAGGUGGCCGAGCUGAAGGGCGCCAAGGGAGCGGCGCAGGCUCCGUCGGUGAGCCCGGCGCCCCAGCCCGCCAAGCGGAGAGCGGCCGAGCCCGAAUGCCCGGACGCCAAGAGAGCCAAGGCCUCCGCCGUGCCGGCUCUGCCCGCCAGGCUUGAGUCGACGGGGAAGGAGCCCGCUCCUUCAGGACUCGGUUUGCUCCCCGACUACGACGACGACGAUGACGACGACGAGGUCGGGGAGGUAGGUGGGGAAGGAAAAAGGGGGGACGGCUGCAAGCAGCUGCCCGACGCGCAGGGACCUUCUAGGGAGGCGGCGGGUGGCGCGUUGCCCAGCGACCCUCCCCGGGCGCCCCUGAUCCCUCACUCGGGCUCCAUUGAGAAAGCCGAGAUACACGAGAAGGUGGUGGAGAGGAGGGAGAACACCGCCGAGGCGCUCCCGGAAGGCUUUUUCGACGACCCCGAGGUGGACGCAAAGGUCCGCAAGGUGGACGCCCCCAAGGACCAGAUGGACAAGGAGUGGGACGAGUUCCAGAAGGCCAUGAGGCAGGUCAACACCAUUUCCGAAGCCAUCGUCGCCGAAGAGGAUGAGGAGGGACGGCUGGACCGACAGAUCGGGGAGAUCGACGAGCAGAUCGAGUGCUACCGUCGGGUGGAAAAGCUGCGCAAUCGCCAGGAUGAAAUCAAAACCAACCUCAGGGAGGUCCUGACCAUCAAAGAACUGCAGAAGAAGGAGGAGGAGAACGCUGACAGCGAUGAUGAGGGGGAACUGCAGGAUUUGUUGUCUCAGGAUUGGAGGGUGAAAGGGGCUUUGUUGUAA